Molecule: messenger RNA, 1900 nt
Organism: Apus apus (common swift)
Lineage: Eukaryota; Metazoa; Chordata; Aves; Apodiformes; Apodidae
Gene: WDR53
Product: WD repeat domain 53
Exons: 4
Coding region: 255-1325 (356 amino acids)
Molecular function (GO): protein binding
Source: RefSeq, a predicted model, not a curated record
UCUGCCCCCCCGGGCCGGGCCGGCUGCUGCCAGGAGCUGGGCCCCGGUGUCUCGGCGAGCCGGCCCCGGGCCUGGCGGGGCGGCGGGAACGGAUCCCGGGUCCCUUCCGGUGCCCAGGAGCGACCGGCCCGGCUGCCCGUAACACCUCUUAGGAGCCACGCUUUGUCAGGCAUUUGGUGUCUGAUGUGCUGAGGCAGCAGCUCUCCCCCUGGCAGCUGUGUCAGAGCAGAUCUGCUCAGAGGCAUCCUUGAAACAUGGCAGUCAAAUGGACUGGUGGGCACUCAUCCUCUAUCUUGUGCCUGAGCACAAACACCGAAGGGCUGGUGGCUUCAGGUGCAGAGAGGGGUGAGCUCACCCUGUGGCAUGGAGGAGGAGGAGGCACUCCAGCAGGACAGCUGCAGCUCCCAAAGGAGGAUGAUGUCACCUCCCUGGUGUUCUCUCCACGCUGUCCCACCAGGCUGUACACCUCCCAUGGAGAAGCCAUCAGCCUGUUGGACGUCCGCUCCCUCAAGGAGCCCCUGGAACGUUUCCAGGUGAACCAGGAGGAGAUCAACUGCCUCUCAGUGAAUGAGACAGACCAGUUCCUGGCUGCAGCAGAUGACUCGGGGGUGAUAAAGGUUAUAGACUUGGACAACAAGAAAGUCACCCGGUCCUUGAGACACUCAAACAUCUGCUCCUCUGUUGGUUUUCGGCCCCAAAGGCCUCAAAGCCUUGUUUCCUGUGGACUGGACAUGCAGGUUAUGCUGUGGAACCUGCAGAAGGCUCGCCCCUUGUGGACCACAAACCUGCAGGAGUGUGGAAGUAAGGAGGACAGCCCCCAGCCAGCUGGGCAGUUCUUCAACCCACCUCUUGCACAUUCCUUGUCUGUCGCAUCGUGCGGCAACAUCUUUGCCUGUGGAGCUCAAGAUGGUAAAGUCAGAAUAUUCAGAGUCACUGGUGUCAAGUUUGAACAGGAGCUGGAGUUUCAAGGGCACAGUUUGGGAGUUUCGCAGGUUCUGUUCAUGCCUGAGGGGUACUGCUUGUUGACUGGAGGAAAUGAUGGGAAAAUCUUGCUCUGGGAUGUCAGCAGUGAUGUUGGGAAGCAGCAGAAAAGUCCAGCAAAAACUCUGCAGAGAAGGAAGGCCCAAGCACCUGCUUCCACCAGGAAAGGUGGGAAGCUCAACCAAGUGGCUUCCAAUGAACAUGCUGGAGUCUUACCAAAGCUGACCAUUGAGCAUGGAGAGAAGGUGAACUGGAUCUCCUGCCUGGAGAUCAAAGGCUCCAAAAGAGUCUUAGUUGCUGAUCAGAGUAGUUCUGUGUCUGUGUACCCACUGCCAGAACUUUAGACACUGAGAUGUUGAAAGAAAUGGGUGGGGGUAAAACCACUUCUCAGAGUGCUUGAAAGGAGUCCAGUUCCAUCCUGAGAGUGAGCUGAGCAGGGAAACCUGCUGUGUCCUCUGAAGGGGAAGAGAUUUGCUGUGGACUCUGGCAAGUCCUCACGAAGUGGCCUCACAUUAGAGGUUUCUGUGGCUGUUGCUCUUCACUGCAGCUGUUUCUUGUGGGGCUGGCAGUUUGCUUCUUGAAUUUAGGUGACACGGGGUCCAGAUUAUUUAGGGGUGAGGUUAGUUCAUGGCUAAGCUGACAGAAUAAAGGCUGGAGGAAGAAACUCCAAGUGGAAAUCUAUUUUUCCUUAGUUUCUCAGCAGCUGUGUAUAAGACUGGAGAAGCAUCAAUUAACUAAUGAGUAACCAAAUGACUUAAACUGUCCUUGCCCAGUGGACUUCAUCACACUGCAGUAAGUGAAGGGGCAGGGGAAAUUCUUACAUCUGUUUCAUGGCUCAGCUCUCUUCUGCAUUUAUUUGUUUAUCCCAGGGAAAAAUAACUACUACACGUGUCUUAAUAAAUCCUUUCUCUUUCACUGC